AUGAGCGCCAGCACAACGAAACCUGGCUCGUCGUCGAAACCGGGCCAAGGAACAAUCUCGGCAGUGGCUCCCAACAAUCAAGCGAUCCUUCUAGAUAAGCUUAACCGGCGAUCGACUCCCGACUCGGAAGCCUUGGCUAGUUCCGAGGACGAGGGCGAACAGCAUCGCCAGGAGCCACCUCAGGCCGCAUCGCAGCCACAGAAGCCUGUCCGUCGGGCAUCGUGGCUGAACGACACCAGUCAGCCGCUUGCCCGUCCGCGACAAGGUUCCUUCGCUACCAGCCCGAUGUCCCCGACAGCCUCGCACCCGACCACUCCGGCGGGAGAGCCUGGCACAACUACCUGGACUUCACAUGCUCAGUCAUCUAGCAUUCUGAGUCGCGGCCCCGCCCCGCCUCCUUUAACCUGGGCAGGGGGUAUCUGGAAUUCAGAGAGGAAGGAUCCACCGCCGCGCCUUACUGAGGUGCUUCCUUCCCCUACUUCGACUUUACCCCCCACGUCAACGGCAGGAGGUGCUUUCUUCAAUUCCGAUGCCCCCUUCGGGCAGACGUCACCGGCACCAAGAGAAUCCGGACCGAAUCCGCAGAUACCCUUCGCAAUCCCACUCCAUCCUACGCCUAAGACGUACCGUUCACAGUCAUAUUCCGUGGGUCAGCUGGAUCCCGACUCGAACCUGCCGGCUAUGACCAAUCCUGCCGCAGUCGGCCGUGGUCGCGGUCCUCCUCUCUCAGGGCUCCAACACCGGCCCUCGCGCCCAAGCAUGCUUAGUGAAAUGUCUAACGAUGGAGCGUUGCUUGGAAAGGUCAAGGAAGUCGAGGACGAUGAUGAUGAUGAAAGUGCGUCCGAAUCGAUGCAGGGUUCUCUGCACCAACAACAGAGCGCCGAAGCGAAGACAAUCGAGAUGCUUGCUCGUGAAAACGCCUUACUUCGGCAGCAGCAGCAGUACCAAAACGCCAGGCUUCGACCCAGAGCCUCGACGGGAGCUGCUUACAGUAUGGGCAACGGAUAUAGCCUCCGGGACUCGGUUCCAGAAGAGUCUGAUUAUGCCGUUGACGAGUUGGACGAAGCCAACGACAAUCCCGAGUUGGCCACCAAGCGGGCCUUGAAUCGAAGGAUGAGCGAGUUCGGCGCCGGGUAUUCGGGCCCACCCUAUGAAAAUCGGAAGCUGGAAAAUGUGAAGAAGGCCUUCUGGCACAGCUCGCUGGGCUUUGGUGGUCCUGAUGGACAGCAGAGUAGGCGGCAUUCGUUCGCCGACGUGCCGACUCGUCAGGGAUCAAUUAGCUCUGUCGCCGAUACCAUGACGCAGCUCGACACUCCGGCCGCGCCAGCUGCGGCAACGCCUGAGUUUGCAACGGGAUACGCUGAGAGCCAGAACUACACUGCGCCGCCUAACACUGCCUUUUACUUCACACCCGGCGGUGGUUUGGUGUCCCCAGCUCAAGGCCUGUCGUUCAAUAACCCAUUUGCAACAACGUCUUAUAACUUGCACGCCUCCGCGUCUUAUGGGAACCGACCUCCUUCCCCACAUCGAAACGUCUACGCCAUGUCACAGCCUCGACACAACCAGCUCCUUCAUAUUGUCCUGUUCAAGUGCGCCCGGGCAGACGUCUUCUACAUUCAGGAGGGAACGGGGCUCACGGUAAAGCCAGGUGACUUGGUCAUCGUGGAGGCUGACCGCGGCACGGAUCUGGGCACGGUUAUGCGUGACAAUGUCGAUUGGCAGACAGCCAAAGAGCUCAAGGAACACUACGCAGAGGAGCACUACAAAUGGCUCAUGAUGUACUCGCAAAAUGCCGCCGUCCAAGACGGCACCGGGGGUCUCAUGGCGACAUCCAAUGGACUGCAUGCCAGUGCAGUAGGCGGCAUGGGUCCUUCGACACAGCAUCACAUCCAAGAGCCCAAUGUCGGAGAGCUGAAGCCGAAACUCAUCAAGCGCCUGGCCCAGAGCCACGAAAUACAUGCCCUCAGGGACAAGGAGGGCAACGAGGCCAAGGCGAAGCGAGCUUGCAUGCAGAAGGUGAAAGACCACGGUUUGAACAUGGAAAUUCUGGAUGCUGAAUUUCAAAUGGAUUGGAAGAAGCUCACGUUCUAUUACUUCGCCGAUACGUACAUCAACUUCAACUCUCUUGUCACGGACUUGUUCAAAAUUUACAAGACGCGGAUCUGGAUGUCGGCUAUCAACCCCGCGUCCUUCGCGAGCCCUACUCUCGGCAUCCAAGCUCCAAGCGGUGUCGGACCAGGUGCCAUUGGCAUACAGCGAGGUACACACAGCUCAGAGCGACGACAGAAUCACCAGCAGCAACAGCAACAGCAGCAGCAACAGCAGCAGCAACAGCAGCAGCAGCAGGUGCAAGGCCAACAGCAGCAAGGUCAACAACAGCACGGCGGUUUCGCCGGCUCUGGUCCAUCGGUUCGCGGGCCUUCCAACAUUUUCAAUCCUCCACUCGGCGGCGAGAAACCCUUCCCGGGUGCAAAAUAUGGUCAGACUGGCUACCCAUUCCCUCACAUUGCGGGCACGAACCCCGCAGGCCGACCCAGUAACAUGCCGUUUGCACCUGGUGUGAUGCCGAGUGUUGACGGCUAUGGAUUCCCGCCCAGUAGUAGCGACUACCAGGCAAAGUUUGGUCGGUUCCAGACACCGCCUCAAGGUGCCGGGCCGUCCCAUGAACCCGGUGCCUCCGCGAUGACCCCCCCAGGCGGCGACUGGAUCAGUGGCUUCCAAAGCCUUUCUUUGAACACACGUUGA
Molecule: messenger RNA, 2745 nt
Organism: Sodiomyces alkalinus F11
Lineage: Eukaryota; Fungi; Ascomycota; Sordariomycetes; Glomerellales; Plectosphaerellaceae
Exons: 3
Coding region: 1-2745 (914 amino acids)
Cellular component (GO): cytoplasm
Source: RefSeq, a predicted model, not a curated record